This is a messenger RNA of Magnolia sinica, 3566 nucleotides long. Its product is annotated as lysine-specific demethylase JMJ21. Gene Ontology annotation, molecular function: protein binding. The coding region runs from base 279 to 3248 and encodes 989 amino acids. The record is from RefSeq and is a predicted model, not a curated record. Lineage: Eukaryota; Viridiplantae; Streptophyta; Magnoliopsida; Magnoliales; Magnoliaceae. The transcript has 16 exons. Gene Ontology annotation, cellular component: cytoplasm.
CUUUCCGUCUGUACACCUGAGGAUCUCGUAGACGAACGGUCUGGAUCAUCAAGCGGUGGGGCAGAAGAGCCAAGCCUUGAUAACGGACCCCUUCCACAAACUCCACAAACACGCGUUCCGAUACUCUCCCGCCCGCGUAGGAUUGCGUCCCGCGUCCCGCCCGCGUUCCGCGCUCGCCUUCAGGUCACCGGUCCCAAUCCAGAAUCUGGCAAGCAAUCAUCUUCUUCAAAUCUCUCUCUCUCUCUCUCUCUCUCUCUCAACCGUCUGAUCUCGCAGCCAUGGAAAUCCCCCAAUCCAAUGAUCGCAGACACGAUGCUCUCGGAGACUUGCGAAUCCUUCCCGACGAACUCUUCUGCGCUCUUUUGGAAUACCUGACUCCUCGAGACGUCGCUCGUCUUUCUUGCGUUAGCAGUGUCAUGUACAUAUUGUGCAAUGAAGAGCCGCUCUGGAUGCAUCUAUGCCUAAACAAUUCUAGGGGUUUGCUUGAGUACAAAGGCUCUUGGAAAGGGACAACACUACACCACCUAAACGUGUCUGAUGAAUUUGCAAAGUCUCCCACAAAACCUCUGCAUUUCGAUGGAUUCAAUUCUCUAUUCCUAUACAGAAGAUGGUAUAGGUGUUUCACAACACUGGAUUCAUUCUUUAUUGACAAGGGAGUUUUAGAAAGAAAGAAAGACCUCUCCUUAGAGGAGUUCCGUCGUGAGUACGACGUACGAAAACCGGUUUUGCUUACAGACUUGGCAGAGACUUGGCCAGCAAGAAGUACUUGGACGACUGACCAGCUAUUACAGAACUAUGGAGACACUGCAUUCAAGAUCUCUCAAAGGAGUUCGAAGAAAAUUACUAUGAGAUUUACGGAUUAUGUUGCAUACAUGAAACUUCAGCAUGAUGAGGAUCCUCUUUACAUUUUUGAUGAUAAGUUUGGGGAAGUUGCACCGGGUUUGUUGAAAGAUUACAGUGUGCCCCAUCUAUUUCGAGAAGACUUUUUUGAUGUCUUAGAGAGAGAUCAGCGGCCGGCUUUUAGAUGGCUAAUUAUUGGGCCAGAGAGGUCUGGUGCAUCUUGGCAUGUAGAUCCGGCCCUUACAAGUGCCUGGAACACUCUUCUAUCUGGACGGAAAAGGUGGGCAUUGUACCCUCCAGGUAGAGUACCUUUAGGUGUUACAGUACAUGUGAAUGAAGAAGAUGGUGAUGUCAAUGUUGAGGCCCCAUCAUCAUUGCAGUGGUGGCUAGAUAUUUAUCCACUUCUUGCAGAUGAGGACAAGCCAAUAGAGUGCACCCAACUACCUGGGGAGACAAUAUAUGUUCCAAGUGGGUGGUGGCAUUGUGUGCUAAAUCUAGAAACUACUAUUGCUGUUACUCAGAACUUCGUAAAUACAUCAAACUUUGAAUUUGUAUGUCUUGAUAUGGCUCCUGGCUAUCAUCAUAAAGGAGUCUGUCGUGCUGGAUUGCUUGCUGUUGAUGAGAACUAUUCUGUCAAUGUCGAAAAGGACUUAUCUUGUGAUACAGAUCAAUUCAAUUUCCCAGACAUGACUCGGAGGGAAAAGAGGCGCCGAUUUUCCAAGCCUAGAAAAGAGCCAUGUGUUGAUAAUGGUGAUGGGAAUGCUACCAAUGGCGUGAAUCAAGAGUUUUCUUAUCACAUAAAUUUCUUAUCCAGGUUUUUAGAGGAAGAUAGAGACCAUUACAACUCUAUCUGGAGUGAGAGCAAUUGUAUAGGACAGAGAGAAAUGAGACAGUGGUUGCACAAGCUUUGGGUUGUAAAACCAGGGAUAAGAGAGUUGAUAUGGAAGGGAGCUUGUCUGGCACUAAAUGCCGGCAAUUGGUCAGCACGCAUGGCGGAAAUUUGUGCUUCUCAUGAUUUGCCUUCUCCACUGGAUGAUGAGAGGCUUCCUGUUGGCACAGGUAGCAAUCCUGUUUAUCUCACUGGUGACAAAGUAAUUAAGAUAUAUGUUGAAGGAGGACUGGAAUCUUCUAUCCACAGUUUGGGCACAGAGCUUGAGUUCUACAGUCUACUUGAUAAAGUCAAAUCUCCUUUACGAGAACACAUUCCUAAUGUUUUGGCAAGUGGUAUUCUGUUCCAUGAAAGUGGUUCCCAUAGAAUUGUACCAUGGGAUGGCAAAGGGGUGCCAGAUGUGAUUGCAAAAUGUGAUCUGGUACGUGGAAACUGUACCACAGAUGGCUUUCAUUUUGGUGUAUGGAGCAAGAAACAGUUGGAGGCCAGAAAAGAUGGAAGUUUACUGCCAAUUGCCACUGCUUCUGCACAACCAAGGAUAUGGCCAUACAUAAUAACUAAAAGAUGCAAAGGGAAUAUAUUUGCCAAUUUAAGAGAUGAAUUGCCGUGGGAUGAUGUUCUCAAUCUAGCUUCAUUUUUGGGCGAUCAAUUGCAUAACCUUCACAUCUUACCACUGCCAUCUUUGCAUGAUCUCAUGUAUUUAGAGGUCAAAUAUGAGAUGAUUUCGACAAGAACAAUCCACAAUGACUCGGGGAAAGAUUCUAAUAGACCUUCAGGGAAUGCUUCUAGAGAAGCAAUUUGUGAGAAUUUUAGUAUCCCGGUAGAAUGGGAUCUUUUUAUUAAAAUUUUGACCAAAAGGAGAAAAAAUGUCUCAAAUCAUUUGGCUAAAUGGGGGUCUCCUAUUCCAAGCAGUUUGAUAGAGAAAAUUGAUGAGUACAUUCCACAUAAUGUUGCAGUGUUGCUCGACACAUUCAAGGAUAAAGAUGGUCUGUACAAGGUUUCUAAGUCUCCUACUUGGAUACACUCAGAUAUUAUGGAUGAUAAUGUACACAUGAAGCCAUGUGUGCCCACUCAUUGCUUGGAUGAGAAUGGCUUAGAUGCUACCUUGACAACUAAUGCUACAGUGAAUGGCUGUAAUGGUGAUGAAAAACAAAGGAAGUGGAAUCCUAGCCAUAUUCUUGAUUUCAGUGAUCUGUCGAUAGGGGAUCCAAUAUUUGACUUGAUUCCAAUACACCUUGACAUCUUCAGAGGAGAUUCACAGCUACUUAAGAAGUUUCUAGAAAGCUAUAGACUUCCUUUGGCAGGAAGACCAUCAGAAGAUGAUAUGCUUUUAGAUGGAAAAGUGGAGAGCAAGUUUCGGCGGCUCUCAUAUCGUGCCAUGUGCUAUUGUAUCUUACAUGAGGAUAAUGUCUUGGGAGCCGUGUUCAGCUUACAGAAGGAACUAAAGUCAGCCAAGUCCUGGGAAGAAGUUGAAGAGACUGUUUGGGGAGAGUUGAACAAAUACCAAGUCUUCUGUUGAGGACUCCUCGUUCCCCAGCUGUUUGGUUGAAGCCUUUGAUUUACACCAUUCACAGUUCACAUGCCACUUGUGAUUGCUGCAUAGCAAUCUGGAGCUUUUGCAUUGAAGAUAACAUUUUUUGGUUCAAGGGAAAUGCUGAUCUUACCACUAAUUAUUUACAGUUCUGAUCAUAUGGCCUUGUAUGUUGUAAUGUUUUUAAAUGAGUUACUAUAGGGUUGUCCUAGAUCUUUCUAUAAGCGGUCUGUUUCUUUCAAUCCAAGAGGAUGGGAUUGGUGAUUGAUUUGGAUCAGAUUAGCCUAAUCUAUAUUCAUUUCAUGC